Aphanomyces astaci is the source of this 1637-nucleotide messenger RNA. RefSeq lists its product as hypothetical. The transcript has 6 exons. The record is from RefSeq and is a predicted model, not a curated record. NCBI's taxonomy places the organism in Eukaryota, Oomycota, Saprolegniomycetes, Saprolegniales, Verrucalvaceae. The coding region runs from base 33 to 1262 and encodes 409 amino acids.
CUUUCCAUUCGAGAAACGCCGCAACAUUUGCCAUGGCGGACCAAGGAAACAAUGCCAUCCCGUUGCCGAGUGUGGUGGUGGAAUCCUCCGUGCUGACCUUUGGAUGCAAUGACGACGGGCAGUUGGGUCGAGGGGAAAAGAAGAAGCCCACUGGUACGUCCAUCGAAGGCGUGACGAGUUCGAACCAACCGCAACAGGUGGGCGCCCUGCGUGGAUUGGACAUCGUCAUGAUAUCGUGCGGCUCCCGCCACACCGUUGCGUUGUCAACGACGGGCGAUGUAUACACGUGGGGAUGGGGCCAGAUGGGACAGCUCGGUCUCGAACACCACAAGAGCAUCAACCUCCCAACAAAGGUUCCAUUCUUCGAACAUCACAACAUCAAGUUGACGUACGUGUCCGCGGGCGGAUGUCAUUCUGGAGCCAUCACCGAUCAAGGGCAAGUGUACAUGUGGGGCGAAGCGCAUUGGGGCCAGCUUGGACUCACAGCCGAUUUCAAGGAGCUCCAUCAAGCGACCCCAGUCCUUUGCAAAGUCAUUCCUGAGAACUCCACGGACAAGAUCGUGUCGUUGAGUUGCGGUGGCACCCACACCGUCGCUCUCUCUGGUAUGUUCGCGCAGACUCCUUCGAUCCCAUCUAUCUUUGUUACAUCACGUUUUUCCGGCAUCUCCGUAGCCCAAGGCCAUGUGUAUACAUGGGGUCGUCGUGACAAUGGCCAGUUGGGGCUGGGGCGAGAAUGGUUCCAUCUCGAGAUCGAGACAGACGGCGUCUCCGCCUUCACCCCCACGCGCAUUGAGCCUGAAGCGUUUGGAUUAGAAGACGUCGUCCAAGUGUCGGCUGGGGCGUUCCACACUGCCGCCGUGACCGCGUCCGGCGCUGUCUACACCUGGGGCAAGGAAGACUAUGGCAUGCUCGGGGUUGGCCAUACGGCAGACAUCCACGUGCCUCGUAAAGUCGACUUUUUCGACAAGGACCCUGCCAGAAUCGUGUCGUGUGGCGGAUGGCACACGGUCGUGGUGACCCGCACUGGAGCCGCGUAUGUGUUUGGUCGGGGGGAGUACGGCCGCUUGGGCCUUGGCGACGGACGCAGCCACUCGCACCCGCACAAAGUCGAGUCGUUGACCGCGCAUACGAUUGUUGAUGCUUCUGCGGGUGGAACGCACACGCUGUUUUUGACGGACAAGGGCCGCGCCUUCAGCUGUGGUCGAACCGAGUACGUAGCAGAGCAUCAUCCGUGUACAUGCAUGAUGUGGAUAUGGGAAUGACGACGUGGCUUGUGUGUGCAUGUACGUACGUACAGUCAUGGCCGACUGGGAAACGUGGAUGCCAAGAAGUACUGCACCGUGCCGGAACCGAUUCAAGAAACCACCAUGGGAUCGAUCCCUGUGAUCCAAGUAUCCACGGGCGGCGCACAUUCUGCCUGCUUGCUGCAUAGCACCCGCCUCGUCGCGUCGUAGGCGAAGUUCAUGGAGCAAUUGGAGACCAAUUCGUAGUAACACAUGUGAUCCGGAUAGUCGAACCCCAAAGUUCGAUGUUUUCCGGAUACGGAAUAACGUUUUAAUGGGUUGGACAGAAUCCACCAAUCCAAUGCAUGCAUCAACACGCAAAACAAUAAAACCCUCGUAAAAAACCGAUUUAUG